This is a messenger RNA of Marasmius oreades (fairy-ring Marasmius), 1672 nucleotides long. RefSeq lists its product as uncharacterized. The transcript is spliced from 5 exons. The record is from RefSeq and is a predicted model, not a curated record. The coding region runs from base 41 to 1126 and encodes 361 amino acids. Gene Ontology annotation, biological process: protein phosphorylation; intracellular signal transduction. NCBI's taxonomy places the organism in Eukaryota, Fungi, Basidiomycota, Agaricomycetes, Agaricales, Marasmiaceae. Gene Ontology annotation, molecular function: ATP binding; protein serine/threonine kinase activity.
AGUGCAUCAGCCACAACCACCGCAUACCACAUACACAAUAAUGAAAUCACGACAAUUACAAGAAGCUGAGGAAUUUUGGGUUCGAUGUGAGCCUUGGCUCAACGAGAGAGGAUAUCGCUUACGAGCUCGAUAUCGUCCAGGAUGGAUAGCCUCCUGGAAGGACCGUAUGAUGGAGCCUAGCAGUUGCGAGGACGGACAAAUGCUGGAAAAUGCAGGAUUCCUUGACGCCGAGAGAAUAUCAGAUGGAAUGGUCGUCUGCUUCAAGAAACUACCUGCCUCUGAUUCUGAAGUAGAAAUGAACCGUAUCUUGUCCGAAAUGGAUGAUGUUCAAGACCCCCGAAACCAUUGCGCUCGUUGCUUCGAAAUUCUCAGUGUACCACGCGAACUCGAGCCGGAAUCGGAUAUAGUUCUUCUUGUUUUACCUUUCUUGACCCGUUGGCAUGAACCAGAGUUCGACACGGUGGGCGAAGCCUUGGAUUUCUUUAAGCAGCUUUGCGAGGGUCUUCAAUUUCUUCACGACCACUACAUAGCACAUAAUGAUAUUAAGUUCAACAACAUAAUGAUGGACUCUCGUCCGCUCUACGACCUUCCAAUACACCCCGCAAAUCCGUUAAUGGCCCGUGAUUGGAGUCGAAAGGUUCGUGUCUUUACGCGUACAGAACGCCCAGUGAAGUAUUACUAUAUCGAUUUUGGGUUAUCCGAGCAACAGCCACAAAAUCGAAAACGUUGCUAUGGUGGAGACAGGACAGUACCAGAGUUCAAGCGAAAUGAACCUGCAGAUCCUUUCACUGUUGACAUUUACCGGUUAGGAAACCUCUUUCGAGAGUGUUUGAUGAGUGGUACACUAUCACCAACAUUAUUCCCAAAACGACGAGGACUAGAAUUCAUGGAUGGCCUGAUUACGGACAUGACCCUUCCUGAUCCCGACAAACGACCUACUAUACAUGAAGUUGUCUCUCGUUUUGGGACACUUCAGAAAGGACUUAAAUGGAAACAAUUACGUGCCCCAUUAAUCGCAUACGAUGAUACACCUCUUGGUGCCCAGCGUUGGGGUCGUCACUGGAGAACACAAAUCUCUUACACUAUCAAAGGCAAACCGGCGAUCCCAACGGCGGCUGGAGGAUAGCUUGCAGUGGGUCGUUUUCAGCUACAUAGCAUGGCAAUUAACCAGGGUCCUUAGCUAUAGAUGAUCAACGGUCCUGUGUUUGUAGAAUAUAAUACCUCCAUCUGACGUCGUAGAUUAUCGGGUCAGUUUAUCGAGAUAUCCAGAAUCAACGCCAACUGACCGUCAACGACGACAAUGGUACCAUUGAUAUACUCAACGGCAGUACAAUUGGCCCAAUAAGCUCCUCCGGAUCCUCCAUUCUUGCCAUCGGAUUUCUACUCGCCCAUAUCUUCCUACACUCCUCAAGACCUUCUCCAGACUCAGUAACGAUGACCGAAACACUUACAUCCAGUACAAACCACCAGUGCUACGGUUACUCUUUGUGAACUCCGGGGUGCGUCACUGGGAUUGAGUGGAUGACAAUUGUUUUGUUCGUUUGUGAGGCAGAUCAAGGAGGCUAUGAAGAAUAACAACGUGAGCUAGACGAUGAAGGCGUCUGACAAGAGCUUUCGGAAGUUGCCGAGGAUGAUGAGCUCAGACCUGCGGCGGGCGUGACUCUCACUUACC